Molecule: messenger RNA, 1127 nt
Organism: Gastrolobium bilobum
Lineage: Eukaryota; Viridiplantae; Streptophyta; Magnoliopsida; Fabales; Fabaceae
Exons: 4
Coding region: 151-702 (183 amino acids)
Source: RefSeq, a predicted model, not a curated record
AAUCCAAAGGGUAGUAGUGAAGUUGGAGUUAGUCCAUUUUGUGAAGGGGUAAAGUAGGAAGAAGAAGAAGAAGUUACAAAAAAAAAAAAAAAAAAAGUAGGAAGAAGAAGAAGAAGCGUAAGGGCACCCAACAUAACACAACACAGCAAAAUGGCCAUGAUGGAUGGUGGCAACAACGUUGAGGAGUUGGCGGUGGGGUGCUUGCUGUCGAUUAGGACAACCUUGGGCGACGAAUUUGAAGGUCAAGUUGUCACCUUUGAUCGCCCCUCCAACAUCCUCGUACUCCAAGAACGUUCCAAACCUGGCCCUCGUCGAAACAUUCGCUUGUUGAAGGCUAAUUACAUCAAAGACUUCACCUUUUUAGGUCAACACGAUGACCCACUUGAUCCUACCAACUGUUUCCUUGACCUCACUGCUCUUCAAGCAAGGGAAGAACUUGCCAUUAGACAAGCAGAAGCAGAGGCUGAGAGGAUUGGGGUUGGUGUUACCAGCGAGGCACAGAGCAUCUUUGAUGCUUUAUCUAAGACGCUUCCAGUCCGCUGGGACAAGACUGUCAUUGUUGUCAUGAAUGAGGUGCGUGUUAGCAGUCCUUAUCACCCUGAAUCUGUGAUUGGAGGUACUCCUGCUGCAAAUGAGCGGGUGAAGAAAGUGCUAGAGUUAGAGAGGAAGAGGUUGCAAAUGCGCAGUUCCGGUGGUCAGUAAAGUUACACAUUUGCAUGUUAUGAUCAGGAAAGCACCUCCAAGGAAGAAAAAUGAUGGGUAUGUUGCUUGUAGCAAAACCCCAUAGAAGAGGGUUUUUCAAGGCAUAUUUCUGACUUCAGAUAUCUUUUGAUUAUCUGUAGUCUUGAGCUCUCAAGUUCUGUCUUGCUUAUCGAGUUCAUUUGAGGUUUUUCCUCCAGAUACUUAAGGGUGAAUGCUGAAGCAUAUAAUUUAUGGUGUGUUAGACUUGGAACCCAAAUAGAUGACUGGGUUUAUAUAAUUGGUGGGUUUGUCAUUGGGAUGAUCAACCAAUUUGCAAUGAGCCAACAUGAACUCAAAAUGAGUUUAAUUUAUUCCUUAUAUAACAAAGCAAAUGCUUUAGACAAAUCGAGCUAACAUUUCUGCCUGAAGCUUUCUAGUUUUGUUUA